AUGGCGGACGCGCUCUCCAUAGAACAGAAUAACAAAAUCAGAGUCGCACUUGGGUUGAAGCCACUCCCCGUUCCUGGUGCCGACGCCACCUCUGGCCCUGUGUUCAAGGAAACCAAAGACGGCUCCUCAUCCGAAAACGAAGAAGAUCCCGGAAGCACACUUGAGUCGCGCCAAGCGCUUGCCUCAGAGAACUGGAAGAAAUUACAAGAUGAGGCGGAAGUCAAGCGCCGACGAGAAGCCAAGAACGCCGCCAUCAAGAGAGCUCGUGACCUCGCACAACGCGAUCUCAAACUUGAAGGGUCUACACUAGGAGAAUCUGGUGAUGUGGAGGUUGAUACGAAAACGUGGCUGCUGCAGGCAAAGAAGCGGCAAAAGAAGAUCGAGAAGGAACGCGCACGCAAACUGGCGGAGGAGCUGGAGGAACGUGAACGCGCAGCAGAGUACUCCACAGCCGAUCUGGCUGGCUUGAAAGUUGGACAUGAGGUUGGCGAAUUUGGAGAAGGCGAAGAACAUAUCCUGACCCUCAAAGACACGACAAUUGACGAGAACGAGGAGGAGGGCGAUGAACUGGAGAAUGUUAAUCUACGGGAACAAGAGAAGGUCGCAGAAAAACUGGAAUUGAAAAAGCGUAAGCCUGUCUAUGAUCCCACGGCCGAGAAUACUGGGAUCCUUGCGCAAUAUGAUGAGGAAAUUGAUGGGAAGAAGCGCAAACGCUUCACACUUGACGCUCAGGGUUCCACGGCCGAAGAGCGAGAAGCAAAGCGACAAGAGGUAUCAGACAAGCUUAAACACAACAUCGUCAGCCUUGACCUCAGUGCAAUAGAGGCUCCGGUUUCAGAUUACAUGGAUGUGAGCGAGAUCAAAAUUAAGAAACCAAAGAAGAAGAAGGCCAAGGCUACCAGACAACGGGCGGUCCUGGACGAGGAUGAAAUUUUCCCUGCUGCUGAAUCUAUCCCAAACGGAGCUAUGGAAGUUGACACCAGCAAUGGAGAGCCUGUUCCAGCUCCCCGAAAAUGGGAGAGUAACGAGAAUGUGUCUUUUGUUGAUGAUGACGAUCUACAAGCCUCGCUUACUCGUCAAAGACGCGCUGCCUUCAAAACGCGGCAGAAAGUGCGUCCUGAGGAUAUUGCACGACAGCUUAGGGAGGAGGGAUCACAAACGCCAAUGGAGAUGGACAACGAAGACACAGAAGAGCCGGGACUGGUCAUCGACGAAACUUCUGAGUUUGUCUCCAACCUCCAGAAGCCAACCCUUCCAGAGCGCCGCGAACGACGACGAACAACUACGCCGGCUGAGAGCGUCAAGCAAGAACCAGAAGAGGAAGGUGCAGACGUGGAUAUGGAGAGAUCGUACAAUGACGUUGAAGAUGAAGAAGAGCUCAAAGAACGCAUCAAGCGGGAAGAGUCUGCGCCACAGCAGAUUACUGGUACCGGACUGGAGGAAGAAUCUACUUUAGACCAAGGUCUUGGUGCUACGUUGAACAUGCUCAAACAGCGCGGAUUGGUCAAACCUACAGACGCGGUCGAAAACAACUCCCUCCUUCGGGACCGACAACGGUUCCUUCAGGAGAAAACCCACAUGGAGACCGAAGCAGAGAAGCGUGCUCGGCAGCAGCGUGAACGCGACCGUGCCUCCGGUAAACUCGACCGGAUGUCGGCCCGCGAGCGUGAAGAGUAUGCGCGGUGGGAGAAUAAGCAACGUGACCAGCAGGAUGCACGACAUAUGGCGGAAGUGUUCAACCGGGAGUACAAACCAGACGUGCAGCUCAAGUAUGUGGAUGAAUUUGGCCGGUUGAUGAACCAGAAGGAAGCCUUCAAGCAUCUGAGUCACCAGUUUCACGGCAAAGGUAGCGGCAAGAUGAAGACAGAGAAACGGUUGAAGAAGAUUGAAGAGGAGAAGAAACGCGAGGCCAUGAGUGCUCUGGACAGCAGUCAGCAUACAGGCAUGAACAGUGCCAUGGGAGCCACAGCCCGCAAGAACCGCCAAGCUGGUGUGAGAUUGGGAUAA
Messenger RNA from Aspergillus clavatus NRRL 1, 2007 nucleotides. RefSeq names its product U4/U6-U5 snRNP complex subunit SNU66. Gene Ontology annotation, biological process: mRNA cis splicing, via spliceosome; maturation of 5S rRNA. Gene Ontology annotation, cellular component: U4/U6 x U5 tri-snRNP complex. The coding region runs from base 1 to 2007 and encodes 668 amino acids. The transcript has a single exon. The record is from RefSeq and is a predicted model, not a curated record. Lineage: Eukaryota; Fungi; Ascomycota; Eurotiomycetes; Eurotiales; Aspergillaceae.